Mesitornis unicolor (brown roatelo) is the source of this 951-nucleotide messenger RNA. RefSeq names its product fragile site, folic acid type, rare, fra(10)(q23.3) or fra(10)(q24.2) candidate 1 (gene FRA10AC1). The record is from RefSeq and is a predicted model, not a curated record. NCBI's taxonomy places the organism in Eukaryota, Metazoa, Chordata, Aves, Mesitornithiformes, Mesitornithidae. The annotation marks the transcript as partial. Gene Ontology annotation, molecular function: phosphatase activity. The transcript has 13 exons. Gene Ontology annotation, biological process: dephosphorylation.
GCACGUGGCCAUGGAGGGUACGAUUCUGAUUUUAGUGAUGACGAGAAUGAAGAGAAGUCUGGGCAAAAGCCGAAAAGUGUGAAGGAAGACAGCCUUCUGGUGAAGCCAUUCCAAAAAGCGAAACAAGGCAAUGUGGUUCACAGACAAUUUGCAGCUGAAGAAUGGGACAGGGAAGAAGCAAGGAAAAGAAGAUUUCACUUGAUAUCGAUGGAUGCCUAUGAAAGACAUAAGAAAUUGGUGCGUGACUACAUUUUGUACUACGGUGGCAAAAUAGAGGAUUUUCGACGUUCUGGAGCAAAUGACAAGACGGAUCUCGAUGUCAUCAGAGAAAACCAUAGAUUCCUGUGGAACGAAGAUGAUGAGGCAGACAUGAAUUGGGAGAAGAGGCUUGCGAAGAAAUAUUAUGAUAAGUUAUUCAAAGAAUACUGUAUAGGAGAUCUCAGUAGAUACAAAGAGAAUAAGUUUGGAUUUAGGUGGCGACAUGAGAAAGAAGUAAUUUCAGGAAAAGGCCAGUUUUCCUGUGGAAAUAAGCACUGUGAUGAGAAGGAAGGCCUGAAGAGCUGGGAGGUGAAUUUUGGUUACGUUGAGCAUGGUGAAAAGAGGAACGCACUUGUGAAAUUGAGACUGUGUCCAGAAUGUUCCUCCAAACUAAACUUUCAUCAUCGGAGGAAAGAAGUCAAAGCAAGAAAAAGAGGCGAAGCUGUGCCAAGCUCUAAAGAGCCAAAAAUUAAGAAGAUGAAAUUAUCUUGCUCGGGAAAAAAGUCCAGAAAAAAGACCCAUAAAGAUCAGGUUUCUUCGGAAGAUUCAGAUAGUUCUGAUAAAGAUUCAGAUAACAGUGAUGCACAGGAUGGUCCUUCAGAUGCUGACUUUUGGAAAGGUCCUCUGCAAGAAGCAGAUGAGAAAUCACGAGAGGAGGAGUUUGAUGAGUAUUUUCAAGACUUGUUUCUCUGA